Molecule: messenger RNA, 964 nt
Organism: Centruroides sculpturatus (bark scorpion)
Lineage: Eukaryota; Metazoa; Arthropoda; Arachnida; Scorpiones; Buthidae
Exons: 5
Coding region: 91-780 (229 amino acids)
Source: RefSeq, a predicted model, not a curated record
UAUAAGGAAACUUUUGAAUUUAUAUAAAUUGAAAGUUUACACCUUCAAAUUUCAAUUACUGCUCUUCUCUGGUUACAGUCAUCAAUAAAUAUGAAGGGACUGUGUAUUUUUUUGAUUUGUUUGACAUUCCUUGUAAUGGGAAGCCUGCAAGACGAAUGUAACACCGAACAAAUUGAUUUAUGUUUGGCACCAGUAUUUUUGACUGCCAGAAAAGGUCUAGUACCAAAAGAUCAAAAAGCACUGGACAGCAGAUGCGUUCGUUUAGAUGCUAUGUGGAAAUGUAUCGAUAACUUCAUGGAUACUUGUACGGCUGAAGAGCAUCAUCUCAUCUUUGACUUGAUGACUGAUAAUCAGAGAAUGGUUACAAACGAAUUUUGCCAGAAAGGUAGCAAAUUUCAGACAGAAUUCUUGAAAUACGGCCCAUGCAUGGCGACUGCUUUUGCAAAUGCUCGACAUAACUGUCUGAAUAAUCUAGAAACUAUUAUGUAUCACGUAACAGGAAACGAUCCGGAAAUACGAGUACCAACAGGCUGCUGUUACUUUAAUCAAUUUUACGAGUGUUUCUUUAACCAUUUGGAGGCUGCUUGCGGAAGAGAAUCUUUCCCCGUAGUUAAGAAAAGUAUACAAAUGAUGAAUGGCAAUUACAUCCGUAAUCUGUGUGCAGCAUAUAAUCCUUCUGGCAAUCUCUGCAUGGAUUUAUUGAGUAGAAAUGCCACUGCUGAAAAAAACAACUCCUUUUUUGUUAGAGCUAUGACCACAAUCAUCCGAGCAUAUCAUUAAUUUCUCAAUGAUUUCUUUUCGAAAUUUGUUUCAUCUUUAAAAAAUUGCUAUAAUAAAUGUAUUAUCUGUUGUUCUCUCACUAAUUUCGCUUCAGUAAAUAGAUGUAAUUUUGAUAGAAUACUUUUCGUAUAUUGAUAUGUAUGGAAAGCAUUUGUAAAAAUAAACAAUUUUUAGUAUUUUUGAA